GGAAGUGAACUGUGAAACUUGGCGGAGCAGUGAGAAGGGAGUUGUGUUGACAUGUCUCUUCACAGAAACUGAUUCAGAAAGAUGUCCCGUUCGAGUUACCCUCGUUAGUUCAGUGCAGACGUUGUCAAGUCAACAGUAUAUUUUCAGAGGUUCACAAAAAGUCUGUUAGUUUGAAAUAAGGUGGACCAUUGCGAGACCGAGCUUCCUGAACAGAACCAACCGCUGAGGUAACCUACAACAGCAGAGGACGCCGAAGGUGAAAAUUUAAAGUUCACAAUAAGGACUAUUUGAUAGGAACACAGUUAAGGUCAACUUUAAGUGAGACUUUGCGGACUUUUAAAGAUGUCUCUGCUCGACCAGAGCCAGCAGUGGUUUCCAACGAGUGUCGUGGUAACGGUUCAUCAGGCUCGGAACCUGCGUAUCAAGGGGAAAAAUGGCACCAAUGACUCGUACGCCAUCAUCCAGGUGGCCAAAGACAAGUUCUCCACCUCGGUGGCGGAGAAGUGUGUCGCUCCGGUGUGGAAGGAGGAGGCUUCGUUUGACCUGCCGCUCUUCCACCCGGGAAACGCCGAGCGCUGCACCCUGUACAUCAUCGUCAUGCACCGGGCCCAGGUGGGACUGGACAAGUUCCUGGGCCAGGCUGUGAUAAACCUGCUGGAACUGCACGACAAUAAGUCCCGCAAAAAGACAGACUGGUACAAGCUGGUGGACAAGUCUGGAAAGGAGGACAAGGUGCGAGGGGAGGUGCUCCUAGAUAUCCAGUUCAUGAGAAACAACAUGUCAGCCAGCAUGUUUGACCUUUCGAUGGAGGACAAGCCGCGCUCUCGCAUCUCUAAGCUGAAGGACAAAGUCCGUGGAAAAAAGAAGGAGGGCCCCUCUGACUCGGUGUCUGCCAUCGUCCCCCCUGUCAGCCAGGUGCUCACAGACAGCGAGGGGGAAGCUGAUGCACAGUCGCUUAAUCAGACCUCUGUUGGAAAGAAGAAACCUAAAAUAAAGAAUCCCUUCGCCUCUAAAUCAAACUUGCAGCGUAACAUCUCCCAGUCCAUGUCCACACUCGGGACCCUCCCUGAAAAGAACUCGUCCCUCUCUGCCAGCCGCUCGUCUGGCCUCAAUAUCGAUUCCUCUGAAGGAAAAAAGAAAUUCAAACUCCUAGGACACAAGCGAACAGGCAGCUCUGACAGCAAGGUUUCUCUGGGUGGUUUCUCUUUACUGGGCCGCUCCAAGCAGAGCAACAGUGAGCUGAACAACCUGUGCAUCAACGGCAGCCAUGUCUACACUGAGGAACCAGAAGCUAAAACUGGAUCUACUCUCAGUCUGAACAGCUCAGGCCUAGGCUCGGUGGAGGAUAUCCACAAACACACAUCUGAUGCCUCUGCAGAUACCAAUAAAGGCACACAAGCACCCUUAUAUGGUAACACAUCCACAGAUAAAACUCUACAGGCGCAACAGCACCAUCAAGAGGAGGAGAAUAGAAGGCAGGCAGAGGAAAAGCGCAUCGCAGAGGCCAAGAGGCUGGAGGAAGAGGAGAAAUAUAAGGUAGAGGCCAGGAGACUGCAGGAGGAAGAGCAGAGAAGACAACAGGAGGAGCAGGAGAGGAGAAGACGCUAUUUGGAGGAUGAAGCCAGGAGAAAAAAACAGGAAGAGGAGGAAGAGCGCAGGAGGCUGGAAGCAGCUGAAAACCAGAGGCUUGAAGAGGAACGGCGAAAAGGAGAGGAGCACAAACACCAAGAGGAGGCCUCCAUGACUGAGAGGCUCACUUCUCUGUUCGGAAUGAUAAGAAAGAAGGAGGAAAAGAAGGACGACGUCCAUCAGCAGACCAAAGAGGAGCAGCCUCCUGUCGCAGCCCCUCGCACUGAGUCAGUGUCCCACAACACAAAUCCAUUCCAAGACAUCCCCGUCCACUCAGAUCCUCCAGCUGCCACCAACCAAAGUCCGUCUGAUCCCCUGAAAUUCAGCCGGAACCCACAAACGCCUUCUUCCACGGUCUUCCAAAACCGCACCGCUAAAGUGUCUGCAGUCAAACCCAGAUUGCCUCAAAUUUUGGAGUCUGAACCUGCUGACUACCAAAGCACCAGUCAGCCAUGUCCUUCCCCAAACCAAUCGGAGGCUACCCUCUCUAGCAUUUCCUUGGAGUCCCCUGAUACCUUCUCCAGCUUGCACUCAUCCGUGGCCCCCGCUAACGCCAGACAAAGUCCGUCCGGUUCUCCGCGUGGCAGCACAGAAGAUUUAUCGAUCGUCAAUUCUGAAGGAUCUUUUGACACCAUGGCGGAUCAGAGGAGAAGAUCACCUUUACCACCUUUGUAUUCUGGACACAGAACCCAUUCUGGAAGAGAUCAGGUUCCGGUCAGAGAGUUCAAGAACCCUGCUUAUGUAGAAGAUGAUGAUUCGCAGCAAAGAAAGGUUUCUCCACCGCUUCCAGAUUAUAAUACACUCUUUCCUCAGAAGAGACACGGAGUGCAGGGCGAAACUCGAUGGGAUAACUUAGUCUCAGAGUUCAGUAAGAAGCAUGGAGACUGUACACCUGAGCUUAUGGGUCCUGAGAUGAGUGUGGAUGGACCAGUGGAUCAGACGAGGUCUAGGUUUCACGAAAUGCAAGAAAAUCCUGAUAUCAGGAAACAUCAGGAGACCAAACCUGUGUCAACAAAGAAAUUUGCAGCCCCAGCUCCACCUCGGCAUUCUGCCUCUCAAGUCCCUCCUUCAGCGGUCGAGUCCGGUCAAAGACAUGGCCAGAAGGUCACGCCACACUCUCUCCUGAGGUCUCUUUCACCUACGUCUAAAACAACCACCACAGCAAGCAGCAGAACGUCAAAAGAUGAAGAAAGGAAGGAGCCGCAUUCCUCAGCUGCAGCCACACCUACAUCCAGACCACCCAGCAGAUCGGCUGCUGAUACAGCUCCAUUAGAUGAUCAAAGGAAACCACAAGUCUCCUCAAACAAGGAAGCACCGACCGCUAAACCCAGACAAAGGGUUAGUGGCACGGAGCCAGCCAAGCAGAAGGAAUCUGCUGUGAAGCCAAGCGUCCAAACCUCCAGUUUAAAUAUGAGCAGCAUGAACAAAAAGGAAAGGGAAAACUUUGCAAACUUUCUUCAGUAUUCCAACUCUGAGCGCCUAUCUCAAGACUCCAGAGGAAAGCUGAAGCCUGAUCAAGAAUCAGGAAAUGUGCGGAGAGAGCAGACAGAUAAUUCUGAUAACGGCUUUAAUCAGGAGAAGCAGGCUGAUACAUUGGCUAAUUUGAAUGGCAAUGAUUCAGUCAAACAAGCCCAGAGCAGAAAAAAGGAUGAACAUUCAAACCCAGGCAGUCCUGCCUUUCAGAGGAGGAAUUCAUCAAGAAGAAAAAUUCCCCUGCCUUCCAUUCGCUCUGAGAACAUUUUCACAUCCCAACAAGAACCAGAAUCUAAAGAGCCGACAGCCUCAACCACAACCAGUCAAGUGGUCUCUGCAAGAGGGGGCAGCAAAGCAUUCGCCCCAGCGCAGCCUGAAAGUGACCUCAAACCAGAAAAUGGUCUCUAUGGAGAGGAGGAUCCUUCUCAGUCAGCGUUUCCUUCCUCCCAGCCCCUCUCUGUUGUUCUGGAGGAACCAGGAAAACCGCUGUUGAAAGCGUGGGUGUCUCCCUCCGAAGCCCAGCCUGUCAGUACUCAGAGUAACAAUGGAGGUGGGCUAGGAUUGAGUCCACGCAGGCCUCAUCCAGUGAAGCCCAUGAGUUCAUCUGAUAGCCAGUCCACCAGCUCCCCUGCUGCUAAAGAGAUCAAAGUUUGGGACACUACCCCUGGGAAAAUUAAGCUGGAAGACUCUGUGGGAAGCGGCCCUUACAGUCAGCUGACCACAGAGGAGCUGAUCAAGCUGGUGGUCAAACAGCAGACCGACCUCUCCAAGAAAGACGCCAAGAUCACAGAGCUGGAGGAGUACAUCGACAAUCUGCUGGUCCGGGUCAUAGAGGAGAAACCCACCAUCCUGCAGUCUCUAACUGUUACCAAGCCAGUGUGAGCGAACAGAGAGAGGCUACUGAACUCUAUCAGAAAUGUAUUUAUACUGCUGUCAUCCUACUGAGAGGUAGAAGCACUAUGAAUGUCUUUUUAAUAUAUGCACUUUUAUUAGCUUGAGGUGUUUAAGAAGAUCUGCUGUAGUAACAAGCAGUGAAGUUUUAUUAUAUUUGAAAUUAAAGUCUUUAUUUAACUCUAAGGUACAGCAGAUUGAUUGGGUUUGUUUUAAACCAGCCUUAAUAAACUUGAUGUAAAGGACAGAGCACACUAUAGCUUUUUAGUUACCUCUUCUCUGAUCCUUUGUCUCGACUCUACUGCUUCCUGGUGAUUCAUCUCAUACCCAUCCUUUUUCAACAGUUUCACAUGUGUGUAUCUUUCCUUCCACCACUGAAGUCUUAAUCAUUAUAUUCCUUUUUUUUUUAAAUCCUUUUUGAAAGCUUCUGUAACCAACAGCCAUCACCUUGUAGCUAACACUGUGGGAUAUCACACUGCCUUUCAGUCCUUUCAGAACUAAUGUGCUCAUUGUUGCUGCAGGGGCUGUUCAGAAAACCAGCAGCUAAAAGCAAGUAGCUACUGCACUACGUGUCUUAUAUAAUUUUGUAUUUAUGCAUUUAACCAAGCUAUGCAAAACGGUUUGGGAUGUAGAGAAGUAAUUGUGCAGAAUCCUGUGUUUCUAUAGUUGAUCAAUUGUUUGGAUCACUCUGAUUGUCUGUUGCUACAUGUAUUAGAUAUUUACCAAAGAUAAUUAACAGCUAAUUGUUCUAAUCCAACCUAGUCUAGGUGUCAGAUUAAUACUAAUAAAAGCCAGAAAUAUUUCCUUUCAAUAUGCAAAGAACUGUGCCUUUUUAUGAGAUUUUGGAGAGAUUUGUUGGAUAAUAUCUCUUCUCUUUCAUCUCUAAAAUGUGUUGCUUAAUGAAUCUAAAACAUCUGUAACAUUUAAACUGUUUUGGUUUUAUUUGUAAUAAAGACUCUAACCUUUAUCUCAUUACACUCAUACCAAUUGUGU
Messenger RNA from Cyprinodon variegatus (sheepshead minnow), 4986 nucleotides. RefSeq names its product rab11 family-interacting protein 1-like (gene rab11fip1a). Gene Ontology annotation, biological process: regulated exocytosis. Lineage: Eukaryota; Metazoa; Chordata; Actinopteri; Cyprinodontiformes; Cyprinodontidae. Gene Ontology annotation, molecular function: small GTPase binding. The transcript is spliced from 6 exons. Gene Ontology annotation, cellular component: intracellular membrane-bounded organelle. The coding region runs from base 343 to 3984 and encodes 1213 amino acids. The record is from RefSeq and is a predicted model, not a curated record.